This is a messenger RNA of Botrytis porri, 366 nucleotides long. RefSeq lists its product as uncharacterized. Lineage: Eukaryota; Fungi; Ascomycota; Leotiomycetes; Helotiales; Sclerotiniaceae. Bases 1 to 366 code for a protein of 121 amino acids. The transcript is spliced from 2 exons. The record is from RefSeq and is a predicted model, not a curated record.
AUGGAAUUACAGUCGUUGGGAAUCACCCGACCAGAACUUCUCACCUUCUCACCUUCUCACCUUCUCAGACCUCAAGGACACAUACAACCAAGUUUCACAUGUGAUUGUGACUCUCCUAACUGUGAAGAAGAAUCCGGUUGGCCUUUAAAAGCAAUUGGAAACGGCGACGCAGCAACAUAUGUGAAAUGCGGAGAAGGUGACGCCAAUGCGGAUAAAGAUAGUUUGGAAGUUAUGAUCAAAUAUGAAGAAGAGUUGCGAGGAAAAAGCCCAUUGUCCGCAUCGGUUAUGUUCAAUAUUCGUCUAUCGUGCGCGGGAUGGAAAUCAAGAACAAAAUGGAAUUUCGUUGGCGAGUGUUCCUCCUAUUGA